AUGUCUUCUCGACCAGAACUCAAGGUGGACGACGAGACCGGCUUCGUGAAGGCUUUCCACCAGCUCGAAACGGAGAAGCCCACAGACACCAUUCGCAUCUUCGACCGUGGCGACUUCUACUCCGCUCAUGGUGAAGAUGCCAAGUACAUCGCCCAGAUCCAAUACAAGACGACUUCGGUCCUCAAGACAUUGGGCAAAAACCCGGGGUUGGAUUCGGUCACCAUGACUGCGAUGGUAUAUCGCACAUUCUUACGAGACGCUGUCAUACGGCUCGGCAAACGCGUCGAGAUUCUGGAGACCGGCGGACGAAACAAGUGGGAAAUUACCAAACAGGCAUCGCCUGGCAAUUUGCAGGACAUCGAAGAGGACCUCGGAGGAAACAUCGAUUCCGCGCCCAUGAUUCUUGCAGUCAAAGUAUCUGCAAGGGCAACUGAGGCCCGCAACGUGGGUAUCUGCUUCGCCGACGCGAGUGUCCGCGAGCUUGGGGUCAAUGAGUUUGUCGACAACGACAUCUACUCAAACUUCGAAUCACUCAUCAUCCAGCUCGGAGUGAAAGAGUGCUUGAUCCAAGUCGACAUCACAAAGAAAGACGCGGAACUGCAAAAGCUACGGGCCAUUGCCGAGAAUUGCGGCUGUGCCGUUGCAGAACGACCUUCCGGAGACUUCAGCAGUCGAGACAUUGAACAGGACCUCACUCGCCUUCUCCGGGAUGGCGCGGCGAAUACAUUACCACAGACCGAGUUGAAACUCUCGAUGGGCUCUGCAGCGGCGCUCAUCAGAUACCUGGGCAUCAUGUCGGAUGCAAGCAACUUUGGCCAGUAUCGACUUUAUCAAUACGACCUGAGCCAGUACAUGAAGCUCGACUCUUCGGCGUUGAAGGCGCUGAAUCUCAUGCCCGGGCCAAAAGAUGGAUCGAAGACGAUGAAUUUGUACGGCCUUCUGAAUCACUGCAAGACGCCAGUUGGCAGCCGCUUGCUGUCGCAGUGGCUGAAGCAGCCCUUGAUGAGUCUUGAGGAGAUCCAGAAGCGACAGCAGCUCGUCGAAGCGUUCGUGAACGACACGGAACUCAGGCAGACAUUGCAAGAAGAGCAUCUCCGGUCAAUCCCGGAUCUCUAUCGUCUGGCCAAGAAGUUCCAGCGGAAGAAAGCAAAUCUUGAAGACGUUGUGCGACUCUACCAGGUUGCAAUCCGUGUACCGAACUUCAUAGGCACUUUUGAAGGGGUUAUGGAUGAGGCUUACAAGGACGCUCUCGAUGCCGAGUACACGAAUAAACUGGUGGAGUAUUCCAACAGUCUUGGCAAACUCCAGGAGAUGGUCGAGACUACCAUUGACCUAGAAGCGAUGGAUAAUCACGAGUACAUCAUCAAGUCUGAGUUCGACGACACACUACGCGUCAUCCGCAAGAAGCUUGACAGUCUCACUUACAAGAUCCACCAGGAGCACCAGCGCGUGGGUGAAGCCCUCAAUCAGGACACCGAGAAGAAAUUGCUGCUAGAGAAGCACAAAGUUCAUGGCUGGUGUCUACGUCUCACUCGGAACGAGUCAUCCAUGAUACGCAAUAAGGCGGAUUACCAAGAAAUCUCGACGCAAAAAGCUGGUGUCUACUUCACGACAAAGAAUCUUACCCAGAUGAAGAGAGACUUCGAGCAAUUGACAGAAAACUACAACCGGACGCAAAGUGGCCUGGCCAGCGAAGUCAUCAACGUCGCUGGCUCAUACAGCCCGGUCGUCGAAAAGCUCGCCGGUGUGCUCGCUCACUUAGACGUGAUCGUGAGCUUCGCCCAUGUCUCCGUCCACGCACCCUCAGCCUACGUCCGGCCCACCAUCCAUCCGCGCGGCACCGGCAGCACGAUCCUCAAAGAAGCCCGCCAUCCGUGCAUGGAAAUGCAAGACGACGUGCAGUUCAUCACAAACGACGUCUCGCUCAUCCGCUCCGAAUGCGAAUUCCUCAUCAUCACCGGCCCCAACAUGGGCGGGAAAUCAACCUACAUCCGCCAGAUCGGCGUGAUAGCCCUCAUGGCCCAGAUCGGCUGCUUCGUCCCUUGCACGGAAGCCGAACUGACAAUCUUCGACUGCAUCCUCGCACGCGUCGGAGCAAGUGACAGCCAACUCAAAGGCGUCUCAACCUUCAUGGCCGAAAUGCUGGAGACAUCAAAUAUUCUCAAAACAGCCACCCGAGAAUCCCUCGUCAUCAUUGACGAACUGGGCCGCGGGACAUCCACCUACGAUGGCUUCGGCCUCGCGUGGGCGAUAAGCGAACACAUCAUCAAGGAAAUCGGCGCCUUUGCCCUCUUCGCAACCCACUUCCACGAACUCACCUCCCUCAUCCAGACCUACCCUCAAGUCGAGAAUCUGCACGUCGUAGCCCACAUCGACGCCUCCCCGGCCCAUCCCAAGAAUCGCGAAGUCACGCUGCUCUACAAAGUCGUGCCGGGCAUCUCGGAUCAAUCGUUCGGAAUCCAUGUCGCGGAACUGGUCAGGUUCCCGCAGAAGGUGGUCAACAUGGCCAGGAGGAAAGCGGAUGAGCUGGAAGAUUUCUCGGGGAAGAACGAGGCGGCGAGAGUUCAAGGGACGCAAGAGGAAGUGGAAGAGGGUAGUAGGAUGCUGAAGGAGAUCUUGCAGAGGUGGAAGGAAGAAGUCGAGAAUGAGAGUCUGGGCAAAGAAGAGCAGGUGCAGAGGAUGAAAGAGUUGGUGCAGGGCAACGAGGAGCUGUUGGCGAAUCCGUUCUUCCACAGCGUGAAGGCUCUCUGA
Messenger RNA from Lecanosticta acicola, 2751 nucleotides. NCBI's taxonomy places the organism in Eukaryota, Fungi, Ascomycota, Dothideomycetes, Mycosphaerellales, Mycosphaerellaceae. The record is from the annotation of a GenBank genome assembly.